ACACUGGUUGACGCAGAUAACCCGAGUUUAAAGGGCGGAUAAAUGAUGUGAAGUUGGUCUAAUUCAAAUUUCGAUGCGUGGUAAAAAGAAGAAAAGCCAGCUUAAUUCUAAUAUCGACCCAGGACAUUGUGUUUACUAAACUAUUUAUAAUUUAAAAGUCGUAUUUGGCGGUAAAAACUAUUUGAUCCGUUGACCCUGUCUCAUGAAGUGCUCCAAUUUUUGAAAUGAUAACAUUGUCUAAUUCUGAAAUACGCAAAGCACGGCAAUUACACGAAAAAAGAAUGGUUAAGGGAUUGACUCUGUUGAAUUACUUUUUAAAGACUGGUGAUAUAUCAGAAACACAAGACAUGUCUUCUGUGACCCCUCCUGCUAAUGUCACUGAUCAGCAACUCAAUGGUAGUGCAUACUUUGAAGACAGUCCAGAGACGAACGAGAAUAGUGAAGCUAAUGUAAACGAUGAGGACUAUUUAGAAAUGGUUUUAAAUGUAGAAAAUGAACUUGAAGGUAACAGUGAGCAGAUCCAAUUGUAUCAUCAAUCAGCGCGUAAUCCCAAAAAUCUGGAUAAGAGUAGGAAGAGAAAGAAGAAGAAAAGUAAGAAACAUAAGGAACUUCUUGCAGAUGAGAAUAACGAUGAUAGUGUUAUUGCUGACGAAGAAGAGAAUAAUGAUGACGGCAGUUCAAAGAAAAAGAAAAGAAAAAAGAUUAAAAAACAUGAAUCAAUCACAGAGGAAAACGAAGACAGUAACAUCGGAGACGUUCUUAACAUUGACGAGGUUGAUGGAGUGAAGAAAAAGAAAAAGAAACAUAAAAAACACAAAAAGGAGGAGGACGACGAGGAGGAGGAGGAAGAAAUAUUUUCACAUGAUGCUGAAGUGAAAAUAGAAGGAAGUAUGGACGUUGAUGAUAGUGACUGUGCAAUUAGUAGUGAUGAUGAUUUUGGUAAUGGUCCUGCUGUCAAAAAUAACAAAAUUGAUGAAGGUCAAAAGAAAGUGAAAAAAGAAAAGGAAGAAUCCAAUCUUUUGAUAUCAAAAAACCGAAAACAGAAAUGGCCAAAAGAGGACGUAUUAAGACUUUUAGUUUCUCUUCAAAACAAUUUAUCAGAUAGUAAAACUUUGAAAACUGAAGAACUUUGGCAACGUGUUCAGUUUGAUUCCUACACACCUGAAGACUGUAAGGAUAUGUAUACAGCAGCUGUAUCAAAAGUUCGCAAGAUUCGGACAAUGCUGGAAAUUGUAAAAGAUGCUAUCAAGAUAUUACCGACAUUAAACUCUCCCAAAACAUAUACCAAAGCACUACCAAAGCCGAAACCGAUGACACCGUUCAGAUUGUAUAUAGAAUCGCAUCGUAAAAAAGCAUUAAAGAAAUUCCCACAACUUCGCCAAAUCAAUAUAUUAAACCGUUUAUCAAAACAGUGGAUAAGUUUGGACAAUAAAAAGAAAAUGAAAUACAUUGUGCAGGCACAAGAUUGGGAAAAGAAAUACUUGGAAGAAGUCAAGGAAUACAAAAGAGUGUACCCAGAUUUUACAAUGAAACCCGUUUUCUCAAAAUUUGAACAGAAAAUGCUUCUUAGAAGGCUAGGUAUUCCUGAGAAGCCUUGCAGUAAUGGUUUUGGAUUGUUUAUCAAAACGUCUGGCCAUCUCCUUGUUGAUGUCAAAAGCACCGAAAGAAUGAAAGGACUUAGUAAAAUUUUUAAUGACUUACCAGCAGCUGUGAAAGAAGAUUAUGAAAAUAGAAAUAGAUUGGAAAAAAUAGAGUAUCAAGAAAAAGUUUAUGAGUAUGUUAGUAAAUUGUCUCCCGAAGAAUGUUUAUUAACAAUAAAUAGUAAAUUAGUAGAGGAACAACUGCAAUUGAAGAAAAGGAGUCGACCAGCAUCCGCCUUUUUGUUAUACUACAGUGAAAAUAAAGAUUCCUUACCUGAUCUUUGCAAAACUGAAAGAUAUAAGACUCUUCAGAAACGGUGGAAAUUGCUGCCCAAAGCUUCACAGGAAUCGUACAAAUUGCAGAGGAAAGAAAUGCAUAAGUCCCUGAAAUCAAAGACUGGCAAACAGAAAAUAGCUUCCUCUUCUGCACCAGCAGCAGCAGCAAUAUGAUCAUCAUCAAAACAUUUCUUUUAAUAAAACACUCUUUAUUACAUA
Messenger RNA from Octopus bimaculoides (California two-spot octopus), 2135 nucleotides. RefSeq names its product nucleolar transcription factor 1. NCBI's taxonomy places the organism in Eukaryota, Metazoa, Mollusca, Cephalopoda, Octopoda, Octopodidae. The record is from RefSeq and is a predicted model, not a curated record.